GGCUGGGCGCUGCCCUCGGCCUCUGUGGACCGGCCUUUCCUGGCCUUUUUCUGCCUAAACCCUUUCACUGGAGUCUCGGGCCUCCCCGCGCCUGGUAAACCCUCCGCGACGGGCUUCGUGGUCCCCCCGCGACGGGCUUCGUGGUCCCCGAGGCGCAGCGCCGGCCGCGCUGCUCCAGGAGGUGCGGCGGCGAGUCCCGUCCGGGGAUUCGGGGGAGCCCGGCCCUCCCUCCGCCUUCCACGGACCGCCCUCGCCCCGCACCCCCGCCUCCCCACCCCUCCCCUGGGCCCAUCUCCUCCUGCCUCCCCGGACACCCGACCCCAGCCCGGCCCGACACCGCCUCCCUGCGGCCCCGGGCCGGGCCCUCUGCCCCCCAGGCCGCCCCUGCGAGGCGCCUCCUCCCCGGACCGCGGUGCUGGAGAGGGACACCGGGCUCGAGCCCCGGAUUCCGCCGGCGGUGAACGUGCUCUCCCGGGAGGCCGCGCCCGGUGCCGCCGCGCCCCUGGGCUCGCGGGCGACGGCGCUGGGGAGAAGCCGGGCCGGAGCAGCGGGGACAGAAGCGGGACGAGUGCGGAGGCCGGGAGGCUGCGGGAGAGCAGGCGCAGGGAGAGGACGGGCGAGCCCGGGAAGGAGCAGGCGGCGGAGCCGGGGCGGCCUAGAGGCCAGCGGGGCAUCCGGGUGGAGCACGGAUGGCUCCUGUUUCGUGUGCGUCGUAAUGACCUGGCUGGGACUUCCGGUACUUCAGCACUUUGCACGGGACGGUUGACCUUCAGGGAUGUGGCCAUCAGAUUCUCCCAGGAGGAGUGGGAAUGCCUGGACCCUGCUCAGCGGGCCUUAUACUGGGACGUGAUGCAGGAGAACUACAGGAACCUGGUGUCCCUGGAUAUUUCUUCUACACAUGUGAUCAGGAAUUUACAACCAAAGGAGGAUGGUAAUUCAGGAAUAGUCCAGACAGUGAUGUUGGGGAGACAUGUAAACCAUGAAGUCAAAGAUUUGCACUUUAGGGAAAUCCAGGAAAAUCCUCAUGACAUUGAGUGUCACUGGAAAGAUGAAGAAAGAAAUCACAAAAGAAUGUCUAUAAUCUGUAAAAACCAUCUCCCUGAUAGAAGAGGUCAACCUAAUAGGAAGGAUGAAAGAACCAAGCCUAUUGACAAUCAGCUUGCACUCAGCUGUCACAAUGAACUGUCUGUAUUUCAAACUGAAGGGAAAAUUGGUGAGUGUAAUGAAGUGCAGAAGUCUCUCAGCAGUAUUCCCUCAUUUUCCCCACUACAAAGAAUCCCUCCUAGUGUCCACAGCAACAAUAAUGAAAAAUAUGGCAGUGAUGUUGUGCAUCCUUCAAAAGAGACACAGGAGCAGACAGCCCACGAGGGAGCAACUUACCAAUGUCUCGACUGCGGCAGGACCUUUACUGAAGACUCACACCUGACUGGACAGCAGGUGAUCCAUCCUGGAGAGAAACCAUGUAAGUGUGGGUGUGGCAGCGUCUUCAGUCAGAAUGCAGACCUUGCAAGUAAUCAGAGAAUUCAUACUGGUGAGAAACAUUACAGAUGUAAUGAGUGGAACAAAGCCUUUAGUGUGCCUUCAAACCUAAUGGACCAUCAGGUGAGCCAUACUGGAGAGAAACCUUACAGAUGUAAUGGAUGCAAGGAAGCUUUUUCCCAAAGUUCCAAACUUGUAAAACAUCAGAGAACUCAUAGUGAAGAGAAACCAUUCAGAAGUAAUGAACAUAGUAAAGGUUUUUUCCAAAGCUCAAGCCUGUCAAGCCCGGUUGACCAUCAGAGAAAUCAUACUGGAGAAGAAACAAACAAAUGUAAUGAGUAUGGCAAAGCUUUUAUUGUGCAUUCAGGUCUAACAAACCAACAGUUAAUUCCUACUGGAAAUAAUCCAUAUCAACGGAAUGAAUGUGGUAAUAGUUUUAUCACACAUUCACACCUUAGGAUUCCUGAGAAAAUUGAUGUAAAGAAACCUUUCAAAUGUAGUGUGUGUGGUAAAGCCUUUGCUCGUGCUUCAUACCUCACUGCACAUCAGAAAAUCCAUACUGGAGAGAAACCAUAUAAAUGUGACACAUGUGGGAAAGCCUUCCGUAAAAAUUCAUACCUUGCAAACCAUCGGAGAAUUCAUAGUGGGGAGAAACCAUACAAAUGUAAGGAGUGUGGCAGAGCCUUUUGUUGGAGUUCAACCCUAACUAAGCAUCAGGAAAUCCAUACUGGAGUAAGGCGUUACAGAUGUAUGAAGUGUGGCAGAGACUUCCGUCAAAGCUCACAACUUAAAAGUCACAGUAGAAUCCAUACUGGAGAGAAACCUUUCAAAUGUAAUGAGUGUGGCAAAGCCUUUACUCAAGGCUCACACCUUACCAAUCAUCAGACAACCCAUACUGGAAAAAGACCUUACAAAUGUAAUGAGUGUGGCAGAACGUUUAGUUUGAGAUCAACCCUAAUUAAGCAUCAGGUCGUCCAUAGUGGAGAGAGACCUUACAAAUGUAAUGUGUGUGGCCGAGCCUUUAGUAGAAAAUCAAGCCUAAUCAACCAUCAUGUAAUCCAUACUGGAGAGAGAGCUUAUAAGUGUAAUGAGUGUGGCCGGACCUUCACUCUGAGAUCAGCCCUAACUGUGCAUCAGGUAAUCCAUACUAGACAGAGACUUUACAAAUGUACCCAGUGUGGCAGAACCUUCACUCUGAGAUCAACCCUAAGCAAGCAUCAGGUCACCCAUACUGGAGAGAGACCAUACAAAUGUAAUGAGUGUGGUAUAGCCUUUCGUUUGAGAUCAACCCUAACUAUGCAUCAGGUAAUACACACUGGAGAGAGACCUUACAAAUGCCCUGAGUGUUGCAAAGCCUUUUCUCAAGCUUCACAUGUCACUACACAUAAGGUAAUCCAUACUGGAGCAAAAUCUUUCAAAUGUAAUGAGUGUGGCAAACUGUUCCGUCAGAAAUCUCACCUUUCAUGUCACCGGAGGAUUCAUACUGGAGAAAAACCUUACAAAUGCCCUAAGUGUGGCAGAGCCUUUACUCAAGCCUCACACCUCACUGCUCAUCAGAUAACCCAUAGUAGAGAGAACCUUACAAAUGCCACUGAAUAUGACAAGUCGUUUAGUAUUGCCUUAAAGUCAGGCUUCACCAAAUAGUUAAUAUGGGGACGUUUCAUCUUAUUGUUCACUCUUCACUAGAAAGAAUAUCCAGCUGCUCACCUCUAGAGGAGGAUGCCUCCACUCCCUGUAUCAGUGUUUAAUUUGCUUUAUUAAACUACCCUUUGCUUCUA
Messenger RNA from Manis pentadactyla (Chinese pangolin), 3257 nucleotides. Its product is annotated as zinc finger protein 665-like. The transcript is spliced from 4 exons. The coding region runs from base 850 to 3123 and encodes 757 amino acids. The record is from RefSeq and is a predicted model, not a curated record. NCBI's taxonomy places the organism in Eukaryota, Metazoa, Chordata, Mammalia, Pholidota, Manidae. Gene Ontology annotation, biological process: negative regulation of transcription by RNA polymerase II. Gene Ontology annotation, molecular function: DNA-binding transcription repressor activity, RNA polymerase II-specific.